Messenger RNA from Colletotrichum truncatum, 591 nucleotides. RefSeq names its product pterin-4-alpha-carbinolamine dehydratase family protein. NCBI's taxonomy places the organism in Eukaryota, Fungi, Ascomycota, Sordariomycetes, Glomerellales, Glomerellaceae. Gene Ontology annotation, biological process: tetrahydrobiopterin biosynthetic process. Gene Ontology annotation, molecular function: 4-alpha-hydroxytetrahydrobiopterin dehydratase activity. The record is from RefSeq and is a predicted model, not a curated record.
AUGAGCGCCCCCACUCUCCUACGCCAUCUUGCAGCAGCAGCACCACCACGAUCAUUCUCUGCAGCCUCUCAGUUCCUCAAGGCAGCUUCAUCUCCGGCACGGCAGACUGCACGCUUCAACAUGUCUACCACGACAGGUGCGCGGCAACAGGCCCGGUUCAGCCAGGGCUCGGAUGAAACGUCACUAUCUUCGACGCUAGAGACGCUUCUAAGUCAGGGUCGGUGGGCGCUCGUCAACGACGGCGAGGCCGUGGAACGUAGCUUCAAGUUUAAGAACUUUGCAAAGACUUGGGACUUUAUGACGGCAGUAAGCCUGCAGUGCAAAACGCACAACCACCACCCUGAGUGGUCUAACGUCUACAACACAACCUUUAUCCGUUGGACGACUCACAACCCCAAAGGUUUGUCAGGCAAGGACCUCAAGCUCGCCAUGAUCUGCGAUGCGCUCGCAAAAGACUUUGGCGAGGUCGAGGCACCGCCGUCGCAGUCACAGCCGGCACCCGAAGAGCCCGCUAGCUGCGGUAUCCGAGGCUUGGCCGAUAGAGCAGCUGGCACAGCAGGAGACUGUUGCACGCCGAAGCCCAAGAACUGA